UCCAAAGUUCCAAACUACCAAACCAGCCCAACUAUUCUCUGAUUCCCAACAGUGUCUUCAACUAUGGUAAACUGAACUAGCUCACAUCCCAUGAUCUCAAUCCUUAGAAGACUAACAACUUCAAUCCCACCACUAAUGGACCCACCCAACUCCUCCCAGCGGCUUCUGCCCCUCACUCAACAGCUCCGCCUCUACAAGCCGCCUCCUUCGUCUUGGGACGACGACUCCGAGGUGGGCUUGACUGAGUCUGAAACCCCAAUUGCAAAAGACCCAGAAACGUUCAGGCCCAAGAGAGCUGCUGUUUUGAUCUGUUUGUUUCAAGGAGACGGUGGUGAUCUACGUGUUCUUCUGACCAAGAGAUCGUCGGCGUUGUCAAGUCAUUCUGGUGAAGUUUCUUUACCAGGUGGGAAGACAGAGGAGGGGGACAAGGAUGAUGCUGACACAGCAACAAGGGAAGCGAAAGAGGAGAUUGGUUUGGAUCCUGAGCUUGUUGAUGUUGUUACUGUUCUUGAACCAUUUUUGUCUAAGCACCUACUGAGAGUUGUACCUGUUAUUGGUAUACUUAAAGAUAAGGAAGCAUUCAAUCCUGCUCCAAAUCCAGCCGAAGUGGAAGCAGUAUUUGAUGCUCCCUUGGAGAUGUUCAUCAAGGAUGAGAACCGGAGGGCAGAGGAGAGAGAGUGGAUGGGUAACAAAUACCUGAUUCAUUUCUUUGACUACGAAACCAACAACAAGAAGUACAUGAUAUGGGGCUUAACUGCUGGUAUCUUGAUUAGGGCUGCAUCAAUUGUGUACCAAAGGCUUCCACCAUUUGUGGAGCAGAAUCCCAGUCAUAAGAUUCUUAGAUGUGUUGACAAGAGUACCAUACUUCCAUAA
Argentina anserina (silverweed cinquefoil) is the source of this 873-nucleotide messenger RNA. RefSeq names its product nudix hydrolase 15, mitochondrial-like. NCBI's taxonomy places the organism in Eukaryota, Viridiplantae, Streptophyta, Magnoliopsida, Rosales, Rosaceae. The record is from RefSeq and is a predicted model, not a curated record. Gene Ontology annotation, molecular function: coenzyme A diphosphatase activity. Gene Ontology annotation, biological process: coenzyme A catabolic process. Bases 91 to 873 code for a protein of 260 amino acids. The transcript has 4 exons.